This is a messenger RNA of Durusdinium trenchii, 1755 nucleotides long. Lineage: Eukaryota; Dinophyceae; Suessiales; Symbiodiniaceae. The record is from the annotation of a GenBank genome assembly.
UAAUAAGUCAAGCUUGUUGCACCACCCGCGCCACCAUGGCCUUCGCCGCCGCGCUCGCUCUCCUCGUGGCCGCGCCCGCCGUUUUGCUCGCCUCAGCGACGAGUCUCACGGCGCCCAGCAGCACCAGCGGCGUGUCGGGGCGACGCUUCAGCGGAGAGCGACUGCGAGAGGUCCCAGAGCUGCGGUUCACAGGGUGGCGAAGCCGAUGGCAGGAGCGCUGCGAGCGUUGGAUCGUGGUGACCUCCAUCUUCGCGCCCUCGGAGGCCACGCGGAGCCUGGGGGCGAUGACGAAGCAAGGAUGGUGCUUCGUGGUGGUGGCCGACCAGAACGGACCUCAGGACUACGACGUGGAGGGCGUGAUCUACCUCACGGUGGAACGGCAGAAGGCGCUUCAUUUUCACAUCAUGGACUACCUCCCUUGGCGCCACUUCGGGCGAAAGAAUGUGGGGUUCCUCUUCGCCAUCGCGCAUGGUGCCAAAGUCAUCUAUGAUACGGAUGACGACAACCGCUUGAAGGAACCUCGGAUCCCGAUCCUGGGCGACGAACUGGCGGCCAACGUCUCGUGGCCAGAGGGUGACCCGGGUGGACCCGGGCUGAUGAAUCCAUAUCCCAGCUUUCAACCCAGUUGUGGACACAUGUGGCCCAGAGGCUUUCCGCUGGACUAUGUCCAGGCUCAGGAGACCUUCAACAAGACCAUUGUCGUGAAGACGCUUCGCCGCGCCCCGGCGGUGCAACAGUUCUUGGCGGAUGAGGACCCGGACGUGGACGCGAUCUUCCGGCUCACCCGGCGGUUACCUUGUAGCUUUGCGGGCUUGGAUGAAGCUUUACCUCCGGUGAUGGCCAUUCCACCCAGGUCCUUUACGCCUUACAACGCUCAAGCGACGGUGCACCUCUACGACGCCUUCUGGGGUUUGCUGCUGCCGGUCACCGUCCAUGGGCGGGUCUCGGACAUCUGGCGCGCCUACCUCACGCAGAAGUUGCUGUGGGAUGUGGGGCAAGUGAUCACCUUCACUCCGGCGCACGUGGUGCAUGAUCGGGUGGCGCACGACUAUUUGAAAGACUUCCAAAGCGAAGGCGAUUUGCAGCUGAAAUCCACUGCCAUGGUGGAGUUCCUGUCGCGGUGGAGUUCCUCGGCGCCCUCACUGCUGGAACGCCUCGAAGAGCUUUGGGCUGAGCUUUAUGCGAGACACUUCGUCGAGCUGGGCGAUUUGAGGCUGGCACAAGCCUGGAUCCGUGACCUCAUCGCCGUUGGCUACGAGUUCCCCGCACUGAGCGCUACUUCGACAUCGGAAGGGAAGGGAGUGCGUUCGAAGGAGGAGCUGUGAAGGUACAAACCUUCAUAGCAAUUGGUCUUGCAGGCCUGUUGCUUUGAGUGGGCAAAAGUCCCACCAUCUUUCAACUGAGUUGUUCAGAGAUUUGGUGGGUCAUCGAGAAAAAGCGAUGAAGGAGGUGCUGCUGAUGGAUUCAAUCAUACUCAAUUCUUUUCCACUCAACGUACGGUUGUCAACGGACACCUCUGGGGAGCACUCCGGGUGCCUUUGCGACAAUGGCCAGAUGCUUGCUGGCAGAUUCGCCUGUUUCAAAGGCCUGAAAGCAUCAGUUUUAUAGAUUUGAUCAUAUUUGAUCCACCAGCAUCCUAGAGCCAUUGUGCAGACACCCCACGCAGAUCUGUCGCAAGCAACGGCAGUGGGGGGAACUUCGUUGCAGGCGAAGGCGGUGGUAAAUAUUGGAGGGAUGAUGUGUCAUGACUUUUUU